Indicator indicator is the source of this 942-nucleotide messenger RNA. RefSeq lists its product as uncharacterized. Bases 1 to 942 code for a protein of 313 amino acids. The record is from RefSeq and is a predicted model, not a curated record. NCBI's taxonomy places the organism in Eukaryota, Metazoa, Chordata, Aves, Piciformes, Indicatoridae. The transcript has 3 exons.
AUGCAGGCAGACAGACUGAGAGAAAAGGGACUGCCUGACCGCCCCGCUGCCCGACCGCCCCACUGCCCAACCACCGGACUGCCCGACCGCCCCACUGCCCGACUGUCCCACUGCCCGACUGUCCCACUGCCCCACUGCCCGACUGCCCCACUGCCUGACCGCCCCGCUGCCCGACCACCCCGCUGCCCGACCACCCCUCUGCCCAACCACCAGACUGCCCGUCCGCCCCACUGCCCAACCACCGGACUGCCCGACUGCCCCACUGCCCGACUGUCCCACUGCCCGACUGCCCGACCACCCCACUGCCCGACCGCCCCACUGCCCAACCACCGGACUGCCCGACCACCCGACUGCCCGACCACCCCACUGCCCCACUGCCUGACCGCCCACUGCCCGACCACCCCACUGCCCAACCACCAGACUACUGCCCCACUGCCCCACUACCUGACCGCCCCACUGCCCGACUACCCGACUGCCCCACUGCCAAACCGCCCCACUGCCCGACUGUCCCACUGCCCGACCGCCCCACUGCCCGACCGCCCCACUGCCCGACUGCCCCACUGCCCGACCGCCCCACUGCCCAACUGCCCGAUCACCCCACUGCCCGACCGCCCCACUUCCACUGCCCGACCACCCCGCUGCCCGACCGCCCCACUGCCCGACUGCCAGACCACCCCACUGCCCGACUGCCAGACCGCCCCACUGCCCAACCACCCCACUUUCAGACUGCCCCACUGCCCGACUGCCAGACCACCCCACUGCCUGACCGCCCCCCUGCCUGACUGUCCCACUGCCAGACUGUCCGACUGCCGGACCACCCCACUGCCCGAUCACCCCACUACCAGACUGCCCGACCGCCUCACUGCCAGACCACCCCACUGCCCGACUGCCGGACCGUCCCACUGCCCGACCACCCCACUGCCCAACAGCCCGACUGCCUGA